AUGAAAACCACUAACACUGCUAGUAUCGCUACACCUCUGUUUACUUUAAAAUUCUAUUUUGCCGCAAAAACACAUUCCCCAGCUUGUGCUGGAUUGAGUGACCCAACUGCUUGUGAAUUAGUUCGUGUCAGUCACGAUAUGAAACAUGCUUUUGAACAGUCCGGUGGCGAUGAAAAAUCUUUUACUACCAAUCUGGUGUGUAGUAAUACAUCACGUGAAAUAUUACCUUCUUUUGUUAUUUAUUCAGCAAAGCAGUUGAAUUCCGACUGGGCAUUCGGAGGACCGUUUGAUUCGUAUUAUGGUGUUUCUGGAUCUGGUUGGAUUAAACUGCACGUACUAUUUAAAUUUUCGAACAAUAUCUGCGCUAGUUCAUCCGCCAGCGUUUUUAAACAAUUUGAGAAUUUCAUAAAAGAUAAGUGA
This is a messenger RNA of Adineta ricciae, 420 nucleotides long. NCBI's taxonomy places the organism in Eukaryota, Metazoa, Rotifera, Eurotatoria, Adinetida, Adinetidae. The record is from the annotation of a GenBank genome assembly.